Messenger RNA from Sphenostylis stenocarpa, 2418 nucleotides. The record is from the annotation of a GenBank genome assembly. NCBI's taxonomy places the organism in Eukaryota, Viridiplantae, Streptophyta, Magnoliopsida, Fabales, Fabaceae.
AUGGCGUCAUCUUUGGAGGAGCUUCUAAAAGAGGAGGGGUUCAAGGGAAUCAGAAGAGUGACAAGGUCUAGAUCCUCGGUCCAAUAUGGUGCUUCAAGUGAGCCUCUUUACUCUUUGGACGGGAGACUUUCUGUAUCAAGUGAAAGAAUUCGAGCUCAGAGAAAAAGGUCUGAUGCCUCACGAUCAAGGGAUAAUGUUUUUUUGAGAGACAAAGUGGAUGAACGGUUGUACAAUGAAGCUGAGAAGAACUCUUCUAGCUAUAUUGAUUCAAGUAAAGGAGUUGAAUCCAAUACGACAGAAUACAUGCUAAGGCAUGAGAUUACUGAGGUGAUUGAGCAAGAAGCUAGCAGAGUUGAAAAUACUUACUCAAAAGAAGUGUCUACAAAAGAAAAGAAUUUCAAUGAACUUUUGGAAGACAGAAAAUGGGAGGAAAAGCCUGUCAAGGAUGCGAAGGAGCAAAGCAGAACUUCCAGUAUAAAUAUGCUUAGACACUCGAGCGAAACUGGAAAGAAUAUAAAUCCCCAGAAGGACUCGUACACUAGAUAUAACAGCAAGAGCUUUGAGUAUAGCAGCAGGAAUAAAAAAAGCAAUCUGGCUGUGCAAGCAGCUUCUAGUCUUGCUCUUGAUGAAGUAGCUGUCCAAGCAGUAGUUUCCAUUCUAAAUGGAUAUAUAAUGCGUUUUCCAAAAGAUGAGGAUUUUCGGUCUAUAUUGCACCACAGAUGUUUCUCCUCCUUGAAUUUUCUUGGACUGAAAGAAGAGAAAAUUACUGAGACCAAAGUCAUAAGAAGUCUUGAGCAAGCAAUUGAGGCCAUUGAACAAUCUGUGGAGGAACCUGUAUCUGCCAUGUAUCUGAAAAGAACAACGAUGCAGCUUAGCAUUAUUACAGGUUUGAGUUUGAAUGAUUUGAAAUACGCGUGUACACGUGGGAUCCCGAAUUACAAGUUGUCAGCCUGUGCUCAUCUUUACCUCAGUGUGGUAUAUAUGAUGCAGAAAAAAAAUAAGGUGUCAGCAAAGCAUCUCUUGCAAGUGUUUUGUGAAUCACCUUUUCAGGCACGGACAAUAUUGUUGCCUGAACUGUGGGAGCAUCUAUUUUCUCCACAACUUUCUCAUUUGAAGGCAUGGUACUUGAAGGAAGCAAGCGUUUUAGUAGAUACACCAAACAAAGCAAGAGGGCUAAAACUUCUUCAAAAAGUGUACAAUGAGCAUUUGGAUUCGGGAACUCAUAUAUUUGCUGUAUACUACAAAGAUUGGCUUACUGAAGGAGUGGAAUCCCCAGCAAUUCCUUCAAUUGGCAUUCCAUCAAUUUCUGUCACAGGAAGUCAACAGGGAAGUUCACUUGGUCAUUCUUUUGAGUCUGCUAGCUCCAUUGACCCAUUCUCACCACAGCCAAUGGUCAGCAAGAAACUGUAUGAUUCUAUGUUUGGUAGCCUGAGUAGACCUGUAGUUUACCAAGUCAAAGAUGUUAUGGAUGAUGGUAACCAAGGCAACUGCGUGAUAGACUCUUAUGGUUCAACAUUUGUUAAACAGACAUUAACAUAUGAGUCUGAAACUGUUAAACUUACAGAUCAAGAUGUUGAAGGUUUCUCUCAAGGUGUAGCCAUUGAUACAAUCAAGAAUCUCAAAGGAAAUUCAGUGAUAGCUGCAGAAGAAUGGCAGGAAAGGAAUCUCAGUGAUGACAUUAAUAACUCUUUCUCUAAGCAAACUAAUUUAAACAGUCACAUUACUGAUGCCCUACCACAUGAAAAAGCAAAUGAACUUGAUCUCAAAAAGCCAAAUAAGUCAAGUUCUUCUCUUCAAGGAUCAUAUUUUCCAAGCACUCCAGAGGAGUUUAUUUGUUCUCUUACUGGAAAUCUCUUUGAGGAACCAGUCACCCUAGAGACAGGUCAAACCUUUGAGAGAAAGGCCAUCAAAGCAUGGUUUGAAGAGGGAAACAGAACGUGCCCGGUAACAGGAAAUGCUUUGGAAUGCGUGACCAUGCCGUUUACCAACCUUAUCUUGAAGCGUCUGAUUGAUAAUUGGAAGUCAGAAUGUUUUGAUUACCUUCUUGAUCUUGCUUCCCAAAGAGUGGAGAAAUCAGAGGAGCUUAAGUUGAAAAAGUGGGAUGAGACUGCUGUAUUCAAGUUAGAGAGGCUUUUCUCCUCUUUGAAAGAAGAGGAGAAAUCAACUUAUGCUAAGCAUCUCAUCUCUUUAGGAGUUCUUCCAUUUCUUUUUAAGAGGUUUGAACAAGGAAAUGUGGAAGAAAAAUCACAAGUGAUUUCUCUCUUGCUCAAUUGUAUUCAAGUAGACUCUGGUUGCAUAUAUACGAUAGCAAGGAGUGUUAACAGAAAAUGUCUUCUCGAUCUUCUUCACAGCAAGGAGGUUACCCCAACAACUAAUGCAAUACUAUUCCUUACUGAACUUUUAUCAAUGAAAAGGUGA